AUGCCCGACAAGCCAAGCUAUGAAGCCUGGAUAUGCGACUGGCGACGCAAUCCAGAAGUCCCCGCCAAUGAGCCCAUCGUUGCUCUUGAGACCUCCAGCUACGAUUCGAUUGCCAGCUACAAUGGCUCCUACGUCCUCUUCAUGGUCGACCCAGAUGCAAGAUACCCCUCGAGCCCCAGCCUGCGAUUCCUCCUGCAUUGGCUGCAGACUGAUAUGACGGCUGCUCCAAUGUCCUCUGACGGCACCAGUCGUCUCGUGAAUACCACAUCCCCACGAGUCCCGUACAUCGGACCUGCGCCUCCUACCAAUUCGUCUGCCCAUCGCUAUAUCCUCUACGCUUUCUUCCAGCACGACAACUUCUCAUUCCCUUCUAGUUUUGAGGGCAUAGGUGCCGCAAACCGAACGAGAUUCAACGUUACAAGAUUCUUGGACGAGUCGAAUUUGGGACAGAGUCCAGCGGCGGCUAUGUACUACUAUGCCAGUAACGAAACUCAAGUACCGCAAGACUUCACAGCCGCAGGAGGGGGGACAUACCCGGGUGGAAAUGGAGACAUGGUCACAUCUGGCCCUGGUCCCAGUGUGACUCUUUCCUCGACUCCUGCGAGUGCUUCGGCUUCCAUGACUGGAUCAGCUAGCUCAACAGCGGCAGGAUCGGCGGCGUCAGCAUCAAGCACGGGUGCGGCUGGGAAAGUAAAUGUAGGAUCUGGGGUGUUGUUGGGCAGCAUGAUGGUGCUUCUCAAUCUGAAUCUAGUGUGA
Exophiala spinifera is the source of this 756-nucleotide messenger RNA. RefSeq lists its product as uncharacterized. The transcript has 2 exons. Bases 1 to 756 code for a protein of 251 amino acids. The record is from RefSeq and is a predicted model, not a curated record. Gene Ontology annotation, biological process: regulation of proteolysis; regulation of Ras protein signal transduction. Gene Ontology annotation, molecular function: phospholipid binding; peptidase inhibitor activity. Lineage: Eukaryota; Fungi; Ascomycota; Eurotiomycetes; Chaetothyriales; Herpotrichiellaceae.